Leucoraja erinaceus (little skate) is the source of this 617-nucleotide messenger RNA. RefSeq names its product ribonuclease P 21 subunit (gene rpp21). The record is from RefSeq and is a predicted model, not a curated record. The transcript has 5 exons. NCBI's taxonomy places the organism in Eukaryota, Metazoa, Chordata, Chondrichthyes, Rajiformes, Rajidae. Gene Ontology annotation, biological process: tRNA processing. The coding region runs from base 86 to 577 and encodes 163 amino acids. Gene Ontology annotation, cellular component: nucleolar ribonuclease P complex.
AGGGCGGCGGUGACGCCAUGACGCACGGCGGCGACGCGAUGACGUCAGGCGGCGGGGACGGUGACGCCAUGACGCAAGGCGUGCGAUGACGCCGGCGGUACGGGACCGCGACGCGCUGCUGCGGGUCAACUUUCUGCAUCAGGCAGCCCACCUGAUGUUGGCGACCAACCCAGGGCAGCCGGGCCUGAUUCGCUUCCUCUCCCACACCCAGCGCAGUGUCUGCCGCCGGCUGGUGCUACGGCGGGACCCGUCAGUGAAACGCUGCGUAUGCAAGAAAUGCUUCUCUCUCCUGGUGCCAGGAAUCACUUCCAAAGUCAGGCAAAGAAAACGUCAGCAGCGUUUCACCACAGUCACCUGCGUCGCUUGCGGCACCAGCAAAAAGUUUCUGAAUCGUCCCGACUACUGUCUGUGGGUCGAUAAAGAGGAGGCACAGCUGAGCGUGGAGAAGGCAGACAAGCCCAGUGUCCAUCGGUCUGCGGAGACUAAUGUGGAGGCCACGUCUGCCCGCAGCUCGCAAGAGAAGUGUCUUGGAGUGAAGGAACCUGGUGAUAUGUCGACCUGUGACCCUGUCCGGUGAUACAGUGAUCCUCACCCCCAAUAAACAGCCACUCUGUACC